Messenger RNA from Heterobasidion irregulare TC 32-1, 2166 nucleotides. RefSeq lists its product as uncharacterized. NCBI's taxonomy places the organism in Eukaryota, Fungi, Basidiomycota, Agaricomycetes, Russulales, Bondarzewiaceae. The record is from RefSeq and is a predicted model, not a curated record. The transcript is spliced from 9 exons. The coding region runs from base 1 to 1011 and encodes 336 amino acids. Gene Ontology annotation, molecular function: protein binding.
AUGGGUGAGCCUAUCGCAGAAUCGUCUCCGUCAGUCUCAGUAAACACGGGAGAAUUUACCCCCCCUAUACGAGACGAGCUAUUCUAUUUCGAGACCGUGGUUUUCUUGGUUGAGAAUACUACUUUCAGGGUUCCUCGUUUCGGGAUCGAGGCGGCCGAAGGUGAAUUCGCAAAAAUGUUCUCGAUGUCUCAAGAAGAAGAAACGACUGCUGGAGCGAGUGAAGAUGAACCAAUCAUUCUCCCCGCUGAGGUCACUGCACAUGACCUCAGGAGUUUCCUCAAGUUCAGCUAUCCUCAGCUCCCUGGUGUAUCAACUUCCCUUACGUUAGACGAGUGGAUGUCCGUGCUGAAGCUUUCCAACCUGUGGAACUUCACAAAGAUGCGGAAGAAGGCGAUCGACGCAACUGAGGGUCAUAUCCUGAACGCGCACCCCGUGGACGUGAUUUUGUUGGCCAGGAAGUACCAUAUCUCUCAAUGGUUACUCGAUGGCUAUGCAAAGUUAGCGAGUCGUCCCGAACCUAUCACGCCUGAAGAAAGGGAGCAUCUGGGGCUGGUUUCGUUUUUCCGGCUGGUAGAAAUGCGCGACAGGAGCUGGAAAUACGCCUGUGAUUGCGGAAUGAGCGGUGGCACAGUAUAUGCACGAGACCAACGAGGUAGUUUUGGCUUCAAGAAUGCGAUACGGUCUGCCUUCGAAGAUGAAUUGAUGGAGGAUGGUGCUUAUGUAUCUAGCGUUGAAGCUACUAUAGAUCGUAACGUGGAGCAGACAGAACGUAAGUUCACAAAGAAGAAGGGGAAAGAAUUUUGCUACUGUUUGAGGUGCACCAUGCAAUCGGUGUCGACAGAUAUUGGCACGCGCAAACUUGGCAAAGGUCCCUAUGUCACGGCAGCGCGUCUUUACGUUGUGAGCCCCCAUGUUUGGCGCUUAGCCCCAGGCAUUCCAAGCUUUAAUACUACCUUUCUCAAAUAUGUGUGGAAAGUCACCUUUUUUACUCUUUUCAUAUGUUUCGUCUGAUGAUUUUUAAGCGCUUCUAGAAGCGUGCUGAAUGUGACUGCCAGACAUGAGAGGGCGCAGUCUUUGCAUCGUGGGCAUAGUGCGGUUCAGAUAGAAGCCUGUGUAUGCUGCGUGCCAGGCAUGGGAGCCGAUCGAUACAAGACCAUCAGCUCAGCGAGGUGCUGCACACCUCACCUUCUCAGACUGUCAUAUCAUGAUUGCUGUUGAGCCUACCUCCAUCCCGCCCUCAUCGUCGGUGUCGACUCCAAAACCGGAGCCAGCCUGUGCAGAACAGCAGCUUGCUCCUGUGAGAGAUAGCUUCUUUUACUUCGAAACUGUGGUUUUUUUGGUCGAAAACACUCUCUUCAGAGUUCCUCGAUACGGACUCGAAAAUGACGAAGGUGUCUUUGGUAUAUUCUCUAUGCCCCAUGUAGGCAAAGAUAGAGAAGGAGCAAGCGACAAGACACCUAUAGUACUUCCUGAUGGCAUCACUGCAUUCGACUUCAGAAGCUUCCUGAAGGCUAGCUAUCCUCAGCUUCCUGGCGUGUCUGCUUCUCUCACAGUGGACGAGUGGAUGUCCGUUCUCAAACUCUCCGAUAUGUGGCAGUUCCCGAAGAUGCGGUCAAAAGCGAUCGAUGCAACCGAGACACAGAUUCAGAACUCGGGCGCGGUAGAUAUGAUUCUGCUGGCCAAGAAAUAUCGCAUCUCUAGAUGGCUGAUCAAGGGCUAUGAGACCUUGACAAGGCGCCCAGAACAUAUCACCGCUGACGAGAGAGAGCGUCUAGGUUUGGACACGUUCCUACGACUGGUGGAUGUGCGCGAGCAAAGCUGGAAGUAUGCCUGCGACUAUGGGAUGUAUGCGUCAUACAACACGGUGUAUGCACGAGAUAUACGAGGUAGUUUUGGGUUCAAGGAUGCGAUAGAGAAGAUUUUCAACGACGAAUUGAUGGAGGACGGAGAGUUUCGCAUGGCCCAUACAACUUAAGCUCAUUUGUAGGUCCAUUUCUGCGUCUCUGUGCGGCGUUGCAUGCAACAAUGUAUGAAUACAUCAAUGAUGGUGCUAGUGUACUUUCUCGUGCUUUCGUAUUCAUUCUCUCAAUUUUGGAACCUCAAUAAUCGCUCCUCUCUGAGCUACAAUAUAAUAUACGAAAUAAUUCAAUGCACCAUCAUGCAGUC